This is a messenger RNA of Danaus plexippus (monarch butterfly), 2034 nucleotides long. It is a transcript of the gene Rab2, whose product is annotated as ras-related protein Rab-2A. Gene Ontology annotation, molecular function: GTP binding; GTPase activity. Gene Ontology annotation, cellular component: Golgi apparatus. The transcript is spliced from 6 exons. Lineage: Eukaryota; Metazoa; Arthropoda; Insecta; Lepidoptera; Nymphalidae. The coding region runs from base 158 to 796 and encodes 212 amino acids. The record is from RefSeq and is a predicted model, not a curated record.
GUCAAUUUUAUAAAAUUUUAUAAUGACACACUGAGACUGCUAAGCCAGCUGUAAGUUUUAUAAAAACUACGUCGUAUUGUCUCGAAUCAUAUUACUUAGAUUCUUGUGUAGUGACUUAUUAAUACUUACAAGUUUAUCUGAGGGAACAUUCACAACAAUGGCAUACGCCUAUCUUUUCAAAUACAUCAUCAUUGGCGAUACAGGUGUUGGUAAAUCCUGCCUUCUCCUUCAGUUCACCGAUAAAAGGUUCCAACCUGUCCAUGACCUCACCAUUGGUGUUGAGUUUGGUGCUCGCAUGAUCACCAUCGAUGGAAAACAGAUCAAACUUCAGAUUUGGGACACUGCUGGGCAGGAGGCCUUUAGAUCGAUAACCCGCUCAUACUAUCGUGGUGCGGCCGGUGCUUUGCUUGUCUAUGACAUCACCAGACGGGACACUUUCAACCAUCUGACUACAUGGCUUGAGGAUGCUCGCCAGCACUCUAACUCCAACAUGGUUAUCAUGCUCAUCGGUAAUAAGAGUGACUUGGAGUCCCGUCGUGAAGUAAAGAAGGAAGAGGGCGAGGCGUUCGCUCGUGAGCACGGACUGGUGUUCAUGGAGACAUCGGCUAAGACGGCUGCUAACGUUGAGGAGGCUUUCAUCAACACCGCCAAGGAAAUAUAUGAAAAGAUACAGGAGGGAGUCUUUGACAUCAACAAUGAGGCCAACGGUAUUAAGAUCGGUCCUCAACACGGUGGGGCGGGGUCGGGUGGUGGAGCGCCGGGUGCUGGGGGCGCACCGCCUGGAGGGUGUUGUUAGGUGCUGCGAUGCACACGCUGAGAAGGGCAUGAUUAGAUGAAUGGGAAUGUAUGCAGCUGUGUGCAAUCAAAAAAGGGUAUGAAACUUACUGCAUGCCGGUUUAAUAGUUUUAUUCUUAAUGCUAUAGACUAUGACGCAUCUCAAUUCAAUGUAAUAGUGAUCGGGCCCUGGAGCCUACUAUGCCGAUAAACAUUUAACUAUGUGAAUUAAUUUUUAUCUUAAUCAAGGUAUACUAUAACAUACCAAAUUAAAUAGAAAUUGUACGUUCAUAUUUUUAAUCUUUUUUUUUUUUUAAUAUUUAAUUAUCAUAUAAAAUUGAAAAUAUCUUGAAUGUUUAUUUAAUCUGUAGUGGCAGUAAAGUUAACUUCUCGUCUAGCUAUUAUCGUAUUAGACGUAAGUUGAAAUCAUAACGCAUAACCACAUUAACGAAUAACUGUAAGGUUGGACCAGGCAUGGAAAUAUUUAGCUGUAUUAAUUGUUCCAAAAGGCAAAUGUCUCGUAUUGUCUGUGCACUUUUUCGUGAUGUCUAAACAUUCUGUCGCUGGAAUAGCUUUUGAUAACGCUUUUGUAUAUUUAAAUGAAUCAAACAUGAAUUUUGAACAGUCGUUUUGAGCUGGUGAUCUCAUAUUUAUUCCUGUUACGGAACAUGUAAAUAGGAGGUUACAUUUGUUUGGAAUGCUUUGUAAAUAUGGGUCCAGUCGCCCUUAACGAGUGCUAAAAAACCACUUCAAUCAAGAUCAUCAAAUUAUCCAUAGCAUUUCUAAUUUUAUUUAUUAAUAGACAUUUAUAAAAAAUUCAUUUCACUAUCAGAGGUCACAAUAUUUCUUUGAUUGAUUAUGCAAUAUUUGACAGACAACAUUGUGGACAAAAUUAUUUAUAUAUAUAUAUUAUAAUUUUUGUUAAUGACAGAUGUUUAUUUUAUUAUUAUAUUUUAUUGUCAUCAUUUGUUGUAUACAUUUUGAUGCUUAAAUGGAUGGAUAUCAAAUUUUUUCACAGCCAUGUACAAGGUUGAGGCCUAGGAAAUAUGUUUGCACAAUAUGAUGUGGGAUAACACUUUCAGUGACAUCCCAAUACGAAAUUGUGAUUACAAGGAGUGCUCAUAUGAUGGAAGAAAAAUAAAAAAAAAAUAUAUAGGUUACUUUAAGUUUAGCACAUUGUAUUGUAGUAAUAUUUUAUAAGGUUACAAUAUGCAGACACAUUUGUAAGGCAUAAUUCAUGAAGUAAAUGUUAUAAAAUUA